AUGUUUGUGUCAGUCUAUGGUUUAAUACAAUGUUGUUUUGAGAAACCGAAGAAAGUGGGAAUUGUGCAAAUGUUAUACCAGAUCGACAGCAAAAAGCCAACGAUGGUUCGGAAACUGAUGGAGAACAAGACAUUGCUCGUUGACUAUCGAGUGCGUCAAUCGCUGCGACUUAGACGGUCUUUCAAUCAGAAAGAAAAUCGUUUAUUGUAUUUAAUCUUCCUCUUUGGUUUUCUAUAA
Messenger RNA from Adineta ricciae, 237 nucleotides. The record is from the annotation of a GenBank genome assembly. Lineage: Eukaryota; Metazoa; Rotifera; Eurotatoria; Adinetida; Adinetidae.